Molecule: messenger RNA, 3504 nt
Organism: Lagopus muta (rock ptarmigan)
Lineage: Eukaryota; Metazoa; Chordata; Aves; Galliformes; Phasianidae
Gene: LOXL1
Product: lysyl oxidase like 1
Exons: 7
Coding region: 2250-3011 (253 amino acids)
Biological process (GO): peptidyl-lysine oxidation
Molecular function (GO): protein-lysine 6-oxidase activity; copper ion binding
Source: RefSeq, a predicted model, not a curated record
CUCUUGGAUGUAGCAGCUCGAAGCAAAGUCUGGUGGGGAUGUUGUCGUGGUGUGGUGGAUGAGGGCUGUCGGAGACCCUGUGUGAUAUGGGAAGGUGGUGGAGGAUGGAGAGUUGCAUAUCCCAGUGUGGCCAGGCAUAGAGUAGGUCUCUGCCUUGUCCCAGGUCCUGCUGUGCCCAUGGGGUUGGUCCGUGCCAUGACCCAGGUCCUACUGCAUCCAUGGAGGGAGUUGAUGCCAUGUCCCAGGCCCUGUUGUGUCCAUGGAGUGGGCCAAUGCUAUGUCACCGGUCCACCUGUGUCCACAGGGUUGGUCCAUGCCAUGUCCCAGACCCUACUGUGUCCAUGGAAUGGGUUGAUGCCAUGUCCCAGGCCCUAUUGUGUCCAUGAAGUGGCUCAAUGCUAUGUCCCAGGUCCUGCUGUGUCCAUGGAGUGGGUUGAUGCCUUGUCCCAGGUCCUACUGUGUCCAUGGGGUUGGUCUGUGCUAUGGCCAGGUCCUGCUGCAGAUCUGUGGAGUGGAUCUGUGCUGUGUCCCAGGUCCUCCUGCACCUAUGGGUGGGUUUGUGCUGUUUCCCAGGUCCUUUUGUGGCCAUGGAGUGGGACUGUGUGCUGUCCCGGUUCCUCCUCCAGUUGUGGGUUAGAUGUGUACCAAGGGAUGGGGACACACUGUGCUUGUUGGGGUGGUUCUGUGCCAUGACUCAGGUCCUCCUGCAGCCAUGGGGUGGCUCUGUGCCAUGUUCCGGGUGAUCCUACACCUCUGGGUGGGCAAAGGUCCUCCUGUGUCAGUAGGUUGGUCGUGUGCCACAUCCCAGGUCCUCCUGUGUUUGUGGGGUGGUUUUGUGCUUGGCCCUGGGUCCUCCUGUGGUUAUAGAGUAGAUGCGUGCUACGGGAUGGGGACACGCUGUGCUCACAGGGUGGCUGUGUGCUGUGUCCCUGCUCACCCUACAUGGGGUAGAACAUGUGCUGCAUCAGCCCCAGCCCUCGAGGGAGACGUGCAGCAAAAGUCCCAGCAGGGACGCCGCAGCUACGCGCCCUACUGACCCCAAUCCUGAUGAAAUCCUGUGGCUUUUGGCUGAGCCGUGCCGAGAGUGUUUCGCUCCGUGCUGAAACGUGAGGAGCGGCAGCCUGGGGGAUCUGCUGCUUGCCUGUCCCAUGGGUAACCCUCUUCAGCUGGAGCCUCUGACUCAGCUGACCCCAUAACAUCCAGCCCGGCCCUGGUUUCUGGGAAAGGCCGAUCUCAGAGGGAUCCUCCUUGGAGAAGCCGUGCUUCGUCCCAGCCCCAUUGCGUGCAAACAAGUAAACACGGCGUGAGUGGCCAGCCUGGGUCAGCGAGAGGUCUGUGCAGCCCCACAGGAGGUGUGUGGGAAAGGGUUUGGGGUGGCAACACUCGGGUCAUAAAGAAAAAGAAGGAAUUGGGCUCAACGGAGCCUCCAAGCGGGAAGCAGGACCUGACAUAGGGAUGGUGACACGUCCAUGGGGCUCGGGGUCACCUGUCACCUGUGGAGCCACCCUCCCUUAAUUGCUCCCAACUUUUGGGAGCAGAACCAAGUGUUAAUUAUGCUCCUAAUCUGCUCAAACACCCCUAAUCCUGCCUGGCUCCGUGAGGAAUGCUUGGCAUUCGCUGCUGGCUGGGCCACCUGGGGGUGAGCGGAGGGAUGCCAUCGCCGUGCCUUUAUCCAGGUGGAUCCGAGGGGCUGACAGCAGCCUCUCCCCACCCCAACCAGUAUCCUGGAUGGACGCAGCAGGAAGCUGACAUCCCUUCAAUCCAACAUGUUGGGUUCAUUAUCCCGACCCCGUACCUGGAGCAGCUUCCUCCGGCGCUGGGAAAAGCGUGGCUGCGCCAGGAGGUCUGUGGAAAAUUCCACCCUCUGAGGGCACGCGAGGCUCCAUGGUCCCUCCAGGACCACGUUUUGUACAAGCAGUGCCAAACAAAGGGCUGAUUUUAUGGGUUUGACCUCAUCUCCUUCUGGCCCCUCUCCGAGGCUGAAGGCAAGCGGUGUCUGUCUGUGUUCUCGUCUGCUUGCGAUACUGAACACGUGAACUUCCUAAAAUAAAAACAACCCGGCCCUCCUCUUCCUUUCUUCCUCCCAGUUCUCUCCUAUAAGUACAGAGAUAGAUUUGUGUGUGCGUUUGCUCUUUGCCCUUUCCUUAAGGCUGUGGCUUUUCUACCUGCGGGAAGCUUUCGGGAUCACGAGCGCAGAGCGGCGUCUCCUUGGGCGAAGCUGAGUGUUGCAGAGCAGUGAGUCAGCUCCUAUGAAGCCAAAGUUGGCCAAGACAUCUGGCCGUCUUUUGCAGACCAGAAAAGAGGGAAAAAUCCCAUUUUCGAUUGAUUUUUUUUCUUUCUCUGGCACCGCCUCUUUGCUUUCCAGCUUUCUGCCCUUGAGGUCUGCAGGUCUCCCUGAUCUGGUACCUGACCCCAACUAUGUGCAAGCAUCCACCUACGUGCAGCGAGCUCACCUGUAUUCACUGCGCUGCGCCGCCGAGGAGAAGUGCCUGGCCAGCACUGCCUACACCCCCGAAGCCACAGACUAUGAUGUGCGGGUGCUGCUGCGCUUCCCGCAGCGGGUGAAGAACCAGGGCACAGCUGACUUCCUGCCCAGCCGUCCCCGGCACAGCUGGGAAUGGCACAGCUGCCACCAGCACUACCACAGCAUGGAUGAGUUCAGCCACUACGACCUGCUGGAUGCCACCACGGGCAGGAAGGUGGCCGAGGGCCACAAGGCCAGCUUCUGCCUGGAGGACACCACCUGUGAUUUCGGCAACCUGAAGCGCUACGCCUGCACGUCCCACACCCAGGGCUUGAGCCCAGGGUGCUACGACACCUACAACGCCGACAUUGACUGCCAGUGGAUCGAUAUCACGGAUGUGCAGCCGGGGAAUUACGUCCUAAAGGUCCAAGUGAACCCCAAAUACAUCGUCUUGGAGUCAGAUUUCACCAACAACGUGGUGCGGUGCAACAUCCACUACACUGGCCGCUACGUCGCCACGACAAACUGCAAGAUCUCCCAAUCUUGAGCCAAGCAGGGCUGCCCAGGCUCCUCCGGUGCCCCACCACGAGCCCAAAACCACCUCAGAACACCACCCCCGACUGCUUCACACUAUCCAGAGAGAAGCGAGAGUGACUGUUUGAAAUAUUUUUAUACUUAACUUUUCUUUAACCUGCAUUGUUUUUCUGUUUUCUGAUGGAAGCUGAUGAUAAGUUGUAGCUGGAAUAAUGGAAGGCUUGCUACCGAGCUGGCAGAUCGCAUGUUUAGCAAUAGGGAGCUCGGUAGUUUAAACCUGCCUGUAUUUUAGGGGGGUUCAGGCACUGCCACACACCCCACACCACCUCCCAGCAGGAUGAAGACAGCAGAAAGUUGGAGGCGCUUCCCCAGAAACUCGGGCUCCGUGCACAGCCCUCGGGACAACAGGACGCCUGGUUUAUUAUUGAAAUCAUUAUUUUCACGAGCUGUUAAAAACAACAACAAAAAAAAAUGCCGACAAACAGCAACAAAACCGGAAACCAUUA